Messenger RNA from Miscanthus lutarioriparius, 4125 nucleotides. The record is from the annotation of a GenBank genome assembly. NCBI's taxonomy places the organism in Eukaryota, Viridiplantae, Streptophyta, Magnoliopsida, Poales, Poaceae.
AUGAGGGGGCAGCAGGAGCGUACCAUGAGGGAUCUGUACGAUCGCACGCGCCACAAAGAUCUCCCGGUUCCAGAGGAACCAGCUGAAGGGUGCGGCGGAGGGCGCAUGGAGGGCUCGGAGCAACAAGAACUGGCCUCUAAGAUGGAGGACAAGACUGUGGUAAGGAAAAGAGUAGUAUCAAGCAACAACACUCGUGUCAAGGCAGAGUCUGGCACCUGUAAUGUCUGUUCUGCCCCUUGCUCCUCUUGUUUACACCCACGUAUUCGAGUUGAGGAUUUGAAUGUUGAAUGUGCAUCCUCUCAAACAUGCUCCACAAGGUCGGAAGUAAAAAACAAUUCACUCGUUCGUAGUGAGAAAGGGCUCUGUAGUAAAGGAGAAAACGAUGAUGAGUUUAGUGCAACCUCGGGUCAUGUUUCCUACUCUGUGACUGGUGGAAACAAAGUGGUUGCAAGAUCAUCCAUUGCAGAUGAUUCAUCAGAGGUUGACAUGCCAUCAAAACGAAGGAGGCUGUUAAAUCAAGACACAAGACUAUCUAGAGCAGAAUACCUUGAUGACAGCAACUCAUGUGUUACUUCAGGAGAAGGCAAACUUCAUUUGGAUAAGAAAAAACUAUCAACUUCUGCAUCCAGUCGAGAUUUGACUGCUAAAGAUUAUAAAGCCAUGGCUAACCACAGCAAACUAAGAAAUCAAUGUGUUGAUGAAUCAAAGAAAGGAUCUGAUGAUUCUUCUGUUAUGACAAAAAAGUUGCUGCGAACCCAGUCUUCUGUCAGUGCAUUGAGCAGAUUAUCUCCUAACAGGCAAGCUCAUGAAUUUGGGAAAGCAGUGGAUAAUUUAUCUCAUCAACCUUGUGAGAAGACUACUCUUUUGAAGAAUAAUGAACAAGCACGAGGUGGGCAAUUGAACCCUUGUAUAUCUGGUGAUAACAACCAUGGCAUGCUGGCAGGCUACAGUAAUAGGCAUGCGAACAAAGAUGGUUUCUCAUUGAAGGAUCUAGACAAUGGCACCUUGUGCUCAAAAGAUGAAAUCCAAGAACAUGGUGACAUCCAUUCUAAUGAUGAUGUUAAGAAGAAUGUGGGUGACAAACAAGAUUCGGAUCAAGAUUGUUCAAUGGAUAUAUCCAGCGACAGAAAUUUGAAUAUAAAACAUGAUGUGAUGACAGACUGUGGGAAUUCGGAAGGUUUGAUAGAUGUUAAUGUUUGUGAUAUAUGUGGAGAUGUUGGUAGGGAGUAUCUUCUAGCUACAUGCACCAGAUGCCUUGAGGGAGCAGAACAUACUUACUGCAUGCGAGUGAAGAUGGAAAAAGUUCCAGUUGAUGAAUGGUUUUGUGAAGAAUGCCAACUUAAGGAAGAUCAGAAAAAUACAAGUAACUAUGGUAUCGUGGCGGUUAAUGUGACAGAAGGAAAGAACCAAAGGACAGAAAGUCAAAGCAAGCCUAAGGCAUUGCAAAUUGUUGUGCCUGAUUUGGAUUCUCCGCAAGUCACACACAGCGCACUGACAGCUGAUCGGUGUGAUGGUAAGAGUAAAAGAUUGCAUUUAGCUUCAGCUGAUACACAAACACGCCAAGUAAAGGAUACCACCCCAGCUGCUGAAAGAUUGGAUGUGAAGAACAAAAAAUCAUUAAGCGUUGCAAACCGUAACAAACUGCAAGUUCUUACAUCUGAUUUGGACAUACGACCACGCAGUUAUGGAACACCAACAUCUGGAGUCUAUAACAAGAGUCAAAGUUCAGAAUUUCUGUUAAACCACAAAAAGUUGCGAGUUUCUACUGAUAUGGAAUCGCCACUCUCAAAUGAAGGCCUACGGAGUCCACCAAUAUCAUGUAAGAGACAUGCAGAGAGUACGUCGUCCCCUAAGCCUAGGCUCUUCAAGACAGGGAGCCUUGGAAAGCAAGAUGUCAUCUCUCGUGAGAACUCAUUUAAGAAAUCUAGCAAGGGAGGUUUAACUUCAGUUGAUAAUGUUCUGGUGAGAACUACCCAGGUGGUCAAAAGUUCUCAGACCUUGUCACGGUCAUAUUCCUUGGGGAACAUGAUGAAUGCUAAAGCUCCAGUUCCUUCACCAAGAGGCCUUUUAUCCAAGCAGCUAUCCUUCAACAGCACCAACAACGGACCAAAGGUCAAGCAGUUGGUUGAUGGGAUGUCUAGCAAGUUAAGACCUGCAGAACAUUCCCCAAGAGAUCCUAGAGAUAAGGAACCCAUCAAAAAGAUUGUACAAUCAGGAUCUUUCAAACGUGAGGGUUCAGAUUCCAUAGAUGCUGGAUCAUCAAAACAAAAGCAAACAUUUCAUUUGUCUCAAGAUGAAAAACCAGGAGUACUGAAGCCAAUAAAGGAAAAGAAUUUAACAGAAAGAAGGGCUUCCUUUAGUUUGAAAAAACCAAACAUUCCUUCAUCUCCAAGGCCUGACAGCUGUAUGAAGUCAGGGGAAAGAAAAAUUGAUCAGGAUAUUUCAAGGUCUGGAACAAGCAUACUUAAAAGGGACCCCCUUAAAAGUAGCAACAGACCUGGAUAUGCUGAAAAGAAGCAGAGCUAUGAUUUGUCUAGAAGUGACAAUGGCAAGCAAGAUGUUACCGUGCAUCCAAAACCAAUGGAAGUUUCUGGUAAAGAUGCUUACGGAGUAAAGAUAUCUGAUCCACCAGUUCAAUCCCAAUGUGCCAAAAAGGAUAGAUCAAAUGAUGUUGAGGAUGACGGCUUACUCAUUUCAGUGAAUAAUGUUAACAUAGCGCCAAAUGAGCAUGCCGAGGUGGUUCCCACAACAUUUACUGCCAUGACUUGUGAAUCAGAUUUGCAAGAUGUUCCAAGAGAAAGCACCUCUGAUGAUUCAGCUCCGAAAGUGGUAUGUUGCCAACAAAAGCUUUUGGAAAACACAGGAGAUGAUUCCUGUAAAAUUGUAGAGGUGGUUCAAGAUUCAGGAGAUAUAUUGUCUGUGACUCCACGUGGUCUUCAGAUGGCACACAAUCUAUCCCCCCCUGAUAAUAAAUUGGAUAAACCAGAUUUGAAGAAGGAAACUUUUGCUGAUCAAUCUUCAGCUCUUGGGAAUCCUUUAAAAGAUUAUGUUAUUCCAGAGCAGUCUUACAUCUGGCAGGGUAGCUUUGAGGUUUCAGGACAUGGAAACUCCCCUGAAAUGUUUGAUGGGUUUCAAGCUUACUUGUCUACUUGUGCCUCGUCCAAAGUACGUGAAGUAGGUGAACAGUUACCUGAUAAAAUUCAGCUAGCAGGAGUCCCACGGCAUUCCUCAUGGCCGCUGCAAUUUAAUGAAGUAAAUCCAACUGAAGAUAAUAUUGCUCUUUUUUUCUUUGCUAAAGAUGUUCAAAGUUACGAAAGGGCAUAUGGUAAACUCUUGGAUAACAUGCUUCUUGGUGAUUUGUCUCUCAAAGCAAAUAUUGGUGGCACUGAACUUCUCAUUUUUCCAUCUGAUAAAUUGCCAGAGAGCAUUCAACGUUGGAAUGGUUUACUUUUCUUUUGGGGCAUUUUUUAUGCCCGGAAAGAAAGUAGUCCACUAGAGCUUCCUACAAAUAAUUGUCCAUUAGAACAAAUCAAUGGACCUGUUAUCCAGCAUGAUAUGGGUUCCCCUAAGGCACUUCAGCCUUUGGGUAUAGAUUUGAAUGAGUGCCCUAAUGAUGAUAUAUCUGAUCCGGCUCUUUCACUUGGAUCAGAGAGUGAGAAAUCUGAUGCAUCUGUAGAUUAUAAUAUUUUAUUAGAGUCCAAACACGAGGAUAGAAAUCUGAAUGCAAGUGAAAUACAUCAUGAAGAAACUGCAGGCACAAGACAAAUUAUACUGGGGCAUCCUUCUGCAGCUCCCUAUGGAACUAAUCUUCCCACAAUCUCAACAGGAGAAGGUCAUGACAUGGUUCGGGAUUAUCCCGCUGGUGCAAAAGGUAGCACAGGAACAGCAGGUGGAAACAAAAUGGAGAAAGCAGAUCAGAAUGAAUCUCUCUUCUGUUUUUCACAGCAACCAGGUGCAAUUAGAUCAAUGUCACAUGAGAUGAAACUUAAGAAACAUGGUCUUCUGCCCUCGCAUUGUCAUUUUAGUGGAUCAAAGAUAUGUGAUAAUCAAACCAAAUCAACUCCAAGUUCAGAUAUGGGUUCUUUGGAUUCUGACCUCACCAACAAAAGGCAGAAGACUUCUUAA